This is a messenger RNA of Colletotrichum destructivum, 318 nucleotides long. RefSeq lists its product as uncharacterized. The record is from RefSeq and is a predicted model, not a curated record. The transcript has a single exon. Bases 123 to 317 code for a protein of 64 amino acids. Lineage: Eukaryota; Fungi; Ascomycota; Sordariomycetes; Glomerellales; Glomerellaceae.
CUCUAAUUGGGUCGUCAUGUACAUGCCGUACCAGCCAUAGUCGACAUAGCUCCCACCCCUGAGGAAGCGAUAAGGCGAGAUGUGUUCACUAUUACCAACAGCGACCCAAUCCAAGGCCUACCAUGUUCAGUAGCCGACAUGUCAUCGCCAGAAUUGACCAGGACGCACGCGAGAGGUGGCGAGUCGGUGAGAGCCGAACACCCCAAGUCCCAAAGCCACCCAUCUCAUCUCAUCCUACUCCCAAUUACCCCCUCAACUGCGGGGAGAUGCAUACAUGCGAUGAGAUGGCAGGUAUGGUGUUUGGUUUCGGGGUGUGAG